AUGACAGAAGUGCAGCCACGGAAAACCACCUAUUGCGGCGUGUGCACCAUGCCCCCCGAGUUCUGCGAGUUUGGAAUCCAGCUCGCGAAAUGCCAAGCUUGGCUCGAGGACAACAACCUCGAACUCUACACCCGUCUAUAUCCAUCCGCCGACGAAACCAGCGGCACCGGCACCAGUAGCGACGCCCUCACUGAAAAAGACAUUGCCAAAAAGCAGGCGCGCGAACAGGCCAAAUUAGCCAAGGAACAAGCACGGUUGAAGGCGGCCAAGAUCACCAUUAAGCGAAUCGAGCGCAACAAGCGCAAGCACAUCAUCUCCAUCUCGGGGCUAGAGGUCUUGAGCGAAGUCAUCGACGUCAAGAAGUUGGCCAAGCUGAUGGCGGCCAAGUUCGCUACUGGCGCGAGCGUCACAAAGAACGCCGAGGGCAGCGAUGAGGUGUUGGUGCAAGGCGACGUUAGCGAUGAGGCGAGGGCGUUUAUCGAGCUGUUGAUUGCUGAGCAUGAGGGGCUGGGGUUGGAGGAUGUCAAGGUUGAGCAGGUUGACGAUAAGAAGAUCAAGAAGAAGGCCGACGCUGCUGCUGCUGCUGCUGCUGCCUCGGGGAAAAAGUAG
This is a messenger RNA of Lodderomyces beijingensis, 609 nucleotides long. Lineage: Eukaryota; Fungi; Ascomycota; Pichiomycetes; Serinales; Debaryomycetaceae. The record is from the annotation of a GenBank genome assembly.